Messenger RNA from Pimephales promelas (fathead minnow), 869 nucleotides. It is a transcript of the gene lhfpl5a, whose product is annotated as LHFPL tetraspan subfamily member 5a. Gene Ontology annotation, cellular component: plasma membrane. Gene Ontology annotation, biological process: sensory perception of sound; detection of mechanical stimulus involved in sensory perception. The record is from RefSeq and is a predicted model, not a curated record. Lineage: Eukaryota; Metazoa; Chordata; Actinopteri; Cypriniformes; Leuciscidae.
CUGCGGGUGGACCAUCGUCUCCGGCUAACAUGACGAAGCUGUUGUCGGCCCAGGAGGCUGCAAGGAUCUACCACACCAACUACGUGAGGAACUCCAGGGCGGUCGGCGUGCUCUGGACCAUCUUCACCAUCUGCUUCGCCAUCAUCUGCGUGGUGAUCUUCAUCCAGCCGUACUGGAUCGGAGACAGCGUGGACACCCCUCAGUCGGGAUACUUCGGGCUCUUCCACUACUGCAUCGGGAACCCCAUCACCGGAGAGCUGGUGUGUAAAGGCAGCGCGCUGGACUUCGGCUCCAUCCCUUCAGGCGCCUUCAAAACCGCCAUGUUCUUCGUCGGGAUCUCUUUGCUGCUGAUCGUGGGCACCAUCGUUUGCUUUAGUCUGUUCUUCUUCUGCAACUCGGGCAGUGUGUACAAGAUCUGCGCAUGGAUGCAGCUGGCAGCCUCGACUUGCAUGGUGGUUGGUUGCAUGAUCUACCCGGACGGCUGGGACUCGGAAGAGGUGAAGAGGAUGUGUGGGCAGCGGACGGAUAAAUACACACUGGGGAACUGUACGGUGCGCUGGGCGUAUAUCCUGGCCAUCAUCAGCAUCAUGGACUCCCUCAUAUUAUCCUUCCUGGCCUUCGUACUGGGAAACCGGCAAGACAAACUGCUGCCAGAGGACUUCCAGGUGGAUGACAAGAAAGAGGAAGCAUGAAGACUUCUGCACAUCAUCAGGCUCGACACACUAUCUGUCCAUCUCUGAAAGAUGAAGGACAAUCAUCCUCAAUGUCUGUAAAGGGGUGUUACCACCUUUCAGUUUACUAACAUUUUUAUGUAAACUUCUUAAAUAUAUUUUAUAUUUUGAGACCAUGGCCAAAUUGAGGUAUUUUGU